ACAGUGGUCCGGCUUCUCGGUUGGUCAUCAACGAUGCACGCAUUCCUUCAGGUCCGCGCCUGUCUCCUUUGGAGACGUCAAGAGAACACAGAUCCUCCGACCUUAGUAGAGGCUCUCGGCAAGCGCCUUCCAGUUCUGCGCCUCACUCGAACUCUCAGAUAGAUUCCCACGCUCAUCAUGAGUCUAGGGACAAACGAGACAAAGAUCAUAUGGAUGUUGAUGACCCUCCUCCAGCUAGUCUCGCCAAGUCCAAUGAACCUUCUCGACAGCUUGCGACCAGUCAGCGCUAUCGAGAGGAUCGCGAUGGCUCUGCCCCUAAACGCCCUCGGGCGAUGAUGGACGAUACUGAGACGUCCGCACGACGGAGAUCUCCAGAUCGCCCAUGGAAAGAGCCCUAUCGCCCAUCACAUGACGAUGUGUCUCGAGGGCGGGACGAGCCUCGUGCUCGUGCUGAACCAUCGACUCGGACUUCUCGCGAAACUACCCGUCGUCAGGUUGAUAUGUCAAGGCCGCCUCCUAGUGCUCCAACGCCGAAGCUCUCUGGAACAAACAGCAUGCCAAUUGGUGGUCGGAGCAAUCGUUUUGCCGGUUCUGCGUCAAUCUCACCGCAUCCGCCGCCGCCGCCAUCUGCGCCUUUCCCGCCGUCGGUCACUUCCGCUUCACGGCGAGGCACCCAUGUAUCUGGAAGUCAUGCGCAACUUGUGGUUUCCCGCCCAGUCCGUCCACCUACUGGUGCCAAGGAGAGCCAUGAGCGACCGCCCCAUCUGGAUGAUGUCCGUGACAGAGAGCGUUCAACCCAAAUUCCCGCUGAACCACGUCGGCAAAACGAGCGCGUGGUCUCACCUCACCUUCCACGCAAGCCUCUGGAUAUGCCUGAUGCACCUGUGAAUGUGCCUAUCAACACUGAUUUACAAUCACGAUCAGGCGGACGCCCGUCAAGAACUCGCUUUGGACCUCCGGUUGCUCGAGUUGAGGAGAAACUAGAUCCCACUAACAGACGUGGACAGACACCUGAGAGUCCGCAGUCCCACCAUUAUGACGAUCGCGCCACCCCUCCUCCACUUUCCAGGGACUCUUCCAUGACGUCGCUUCGCGAUGGUGCUCAUCCGUCACAACAAUCGAAGCAUCAUGGGGAAAUCUCCCCUCGCGAUCAUCGGCUGCCUGAACCUCGGUCGCAUGCCCCUGAGAGAAAUGAGGAAAAAGAUCUGCCUGAUCACCCGCGUAGCAGCGGUCGCAAAGAUCAUUAUGACCAUGGUCCCUCUUCACUGGAUCAUACUACAGAAAGGCGUGCAGACGAAUCUCAGUGGUCUAGAUCACGAGAUUUGCCUCCCCGCGACUCGCCUCCCCGCGACUCCUCGCGCCAACAUGCCGAUGUGGUGUCCUUACCCUCCGGUCAGCAUGCUGCAAACGGAGAAGGGUCGCAGGUCCAGCAAUCGCUUCCGCUUGCUAUGCAUCCAGAGCGUGCAAGACUCCUGCAGCACGGUACCCUUCCCCACUCUCUGCCUCCUCGCCCUGAGACAGAACCAAGACGUCCACGUUCAACUCGUCCCCGUCAUGACUCUACGCCUUGGGCAUCCUCUGGUUCACGCUCCAACCAGCCUUUCGAGGAUAUUCACUUCACUGGUGACCGCCUCGAUCGAUCUUCUAGCAACCGCGGAAACUCUCUCAUCGAUCGAUUGGCUGUCGAUGGCGGACCUCCAUCCUUUUCCUUGAGAGAUCGCGUGAAGGUGCCUAUGAAGCGACCUUUGGAUGACAUGACUCCGAAUGAAGCGGCGAUGGAUAUAGACGAUGGGUAUGAAGCCAAGCGGAGCAGGAGGCGAGGAGGGAAGCCUAAGAAGCCGAGGCGUGUGGUAUAAUAUCCUAGUAUCAGUAUCCGAUUUUAUUCUUUUUGUUCAACCUCUUGGGUCUGCUUUCGGUGAUGCAUCUUCCAUUGGACAAAGUAUUAGCAGUACAAUUUCAUCUUGUCAUGUCUUCUAGUGAUUAUGGUUAAUCAUCUUUUGGUUCUGUGUCUUUUGCAAGCUAUCCUCUAGAUAUGAGAUGCGUGCUAGUUGGUCAAUAUGAAGCUUUUACGUACCUGUACAAAUUUGUCGUGCUCCC
Molecule: messenger RNA, 2097 nt
Organism: Suillus paluster
Lineage: Eukaryota; Fungi; Basidiomycota; Agaricomycetes; Boletales; Suillaceae
Exons: 6
Coding region: 210-1856 (548 amino acids)
Source: RefSeq, a predicted model, not a curated record